AUGGAGUCCUCACCGCAAGAUUCACUUGCAGGGGAUCUUGGACCAGAGUUCAAGAACGCCAAGUGUCUCAACCUCUGCGAGCUCCAGCUCAUUUUAGGAGACCAGCUUCGCUUGCCUGUCUCCCGUCCUGCUGAAGCGCAUAAGCAUCUGGAGCGAGAAGGAGAUCUGCAACAGUUUGAGUUGGCGCUGCUGGUAAAUCUGCUGCCGCGAACUUCCGACGAAGCAAAAGCACACAUUCCUUCCCUAAUCCGUCUCUCGCCUGCUCGUCUUUCCCGAAUUAUCGACACCCUCGAGGUUUUCAGAGUGCAUGCCUCUUGA
Cyclospora cayetanensis is the source of this 318-nucleotide messenger RNA. RefSeq lists its product as uncharacterized. Gene Ontology annotation, molecular function: nucleotide binding; translation initiation factor binding. NCBI's taxonomy places the organism in Eukaryota, Apicomplexa, Conoidasida, Eucoccidiorida, Eimeriidae. Gene Ontology annotation, cellular component: RNA polymerase II, core complex; P-body. The transcript has 3 exons. Gene Ontology annotation, biological process: nuclear-transcribed mRNA catabolic process, deadenylation-dependent decay; transcription initiation at RNA polymerase II promoter; positive regulation of translational initiation. Bases 1 to 318 code for a protein of 105 amino acids. The record is from RefSeq and is a predicted model, not a curated record.